AGAGAGAGCAUGGGGAAUUGCCAACGGCUUUGUAGUUGUGGUCUGCGGACUUUGUAUAUGAAUCAAGCGAAACGAUGAGGAUAGGGCAGGGAAGUCCACAUGCCCAUAUUGGUGUUGAUGAAUGUGAGAUAAGUGUGUGCGUGAUUGGAACGGGUCCCAUCGGAGUAUACAGUACCUGUCCCCGGAGAUGCGGUCACCUCGAUGACGCGGCAAUGAUGACAAGAUCGAUUGAUAUAAUUAGGUUUUGAAUCUUUGAUAUGACAAUUUGUACGUUGCGCCCCUGACGUCUCUGACGUGUCUCUGACAUGGCUCUGACAUGGCUCUGACAUGGCUCUGACGGGGCGAGACGCCAAUGUGUGUGGCUGUGGUCGCUAGCUCGUUUGCGGCGCGGAAAAAAGGUGGUGGGUGUCUCACGUUAAUAGUCGUUCAAGAGUAUUGGCUGGUUCGCAAAUGAUUUUUUCUUUUACUUUUUGAAUAAUUGUGGGCGAAGUGAUCCACCUUCACGUUUUUUCCCUUUUGCGGCUGUAAUCGAGCACAUACUCACACUUGUCGUAUCUGACUCCAAUUACUGUCAGAUGAAGUAAAGAGGGCACUUUUGUGGUAUCUGGGUACAAUCAUGGCCAGAGUAAGGCGUUAAGAUGAGGCUGGCGAGGUUUGAUCUUAAUUAUGUAUUCGACUUUUUCCAGGUCUAAUUAGUGCUUAUCCAGUCGUUUCGCGUUUGUCCUGGCUGACAGGAGGGGUUUUAUUUCGAGGGUGUCAGUUGGCUUCUGGUGUGACGCUUGUCGAGAUCGAGCCUGGCAAAGCCUGGCAAAAAAGGAAAAAACAAAAGGCGUGGUGGAGUGGACAUGGAAGCUUUCCAGUAAAAUGCUGCUGUGUUGCUUUGCUGUGUCUCACGACUGCGCAGUUUGUGUGGGCACUCAGUAGUUUCUUCUCCUUUGCAUGGGCGAAUCGCCCCCUCGGUUACGCGCUCCUCGUGGAGAUGGGAGAGAGAGAGGUACCCAAUUCUCUCUCUUUCUCCUUUUACCGGAUGGAGAAAGUAGAGGAGAACGCGCUCCUCGUGGAGGUGGGGGAGAGAGAGGUACGCAUCUCUCUCUGUGCCGUCACCGCAUCGAGAAAGCGGGGAAGAGAGAACGCGCUCGUCGUGGAGAUGGGGGGGACAGAGGUAUGCAUCUUCUCUCUGUGCCGUCACCGCAUCGAGAAAGUGGGGAAGAACGAUAGAAUGUGCUCUCUCCUGUCGUCAUAUGGGUGUUUUUCUGUCUGUUUUGAAUGUGCCCUAAACGUAUGUCCUGGUAGGUAUCAUUACCAAAAUUGGUCGGCUGCGCGUUUGCCUUGCCUCUCCCGCUUUGAAUGUCGUCUCCCCAUGCUAGGAAAAGGAAAGUUCUCACUAGCAAUAGAAAACUUCGGUGGUGCGACGGCUCUCUUUCAAAUGCUCAAAAUGAGAUGAAGUGCUACGUAAUUCAACUGUGCGUUUCCGCAAGGAUGGAGCUUAGUGGUGAGCGUUCAGCUAGCUUGUUAUCCCGCUGCUCUGGCUGGCGCCUGAGGCGGAAGCUGUGUGUGCGUAUCUCGCACGCUGGCGGGCUCUUUUCCGUUUUUUUCUUUUUUUCCUUUUGGUGGGAUGUACUUCCUCUGGAUAAUCUAUUGCCGCGAUCGGUGGAAGGUCAAGAUGACUCACCAGAACACGUGCGGCUCGGAGGGCGGGAAAGCGAUUUGCCGCCAGUAUCACGUGCGGUUCGGGGAAAGCGAUUUGCCGCCAGUAUCACGUGCGGUUCGGGGAAAGCGAUUUGCCGCUAGAAGCGGACGUUGUAAAUUCGUGUUCAAGUACAUUGAUGCAAAGGAUUGGGAGAAUGGCGAGGGAAGGGGGUGACUGCUGCGCGAUGCAAACGAAUUACUUUUCAAACGAAACAACGCCAAUGUAGUAUAGUAUGGACGACUUGGUCGGAUGUAAGGGUACACACACUAGGAGUUUUUUACUCAUUUAUGGACGCAAUUGCGGUCACAGUCAUCCAGGCGCGGCCGUAAAUGCGGUCAGAUACAUUUAACAUAGGGCUAGUGUGAGUACGCCCCGAGUAACAGUCGACAGAUUGGCGCGUGAUUUUCCUUUCUCUAUUUUGCCAGGAUGUGCUGUCUUCAUGCUUUGCUUUGCACCUCGGUUACUCCUUCAGGGGCUUGUUGCGCGCCACUCGCCAUCCACCAAGAUUCCGAAUGCAUCUGGACAAACUCCCAAGUUCAGAUGCUGAUGGCGAAUGGUGCAACUAGGCCCUCACCAUGUACGUCCCUUUCAUAUGUAAAGAAAUGGAGACGGGUUGCUGUCAGGUAAUGUCUCUAGCAACCGGUGAUUGUGCUCGAGAUGGGGCAAGACGGGUGGUUGAGGGCCGGGGGGGGGGGGGAGGGCGCAGACCAUAUGGCAGCGGGGGUUGAAGUGUACCGCGAGAACAAAGGCAUGAGAGAGAACCUAGUACCUACCCGUCAAGGGCGCAGAUUGCCUCUUCGCACGAAGAUUGCCACUCCGUUCUCCAUGAGAGAGGGAAGGAAGGUGGGAACGUACCGACUCGCUCGAGAUGGCGGAGAGGCAAUGUUACAUGUAACGUUCGUCCAAUUAUUUGCUGCGAGCUACGGAAAAGAAUGAUAUGACAUCUGCGCUCACUGGUCUUCCACUUGUGUGUGUGUGUGUGUCUGUGUGUAGAGAGAGAGAGAGAGAGAGAGAGAGAGAGAGAGAGAGAGAGAGAGAGAGAGAGAGAGAGAAGACCGUUGAAACUUCAUGGCGCUAGUGGGCAUAAAGAAUCCUCUCUUCCCAAGUCUGCAAGAUGGCGCUAAUAGAUUUCGCUCUGGCAACUGUCACGAUGGUUGCUCCUCACUGAUGUCGACUUCUCGAUCUGCAAAUGCAGGCGUUACUCGUUGUGUGACGACACAUAACUUGUUGUUAAUCUAUCUCCCUGUAUAUUGAAGGUGUAUGCCUUGGCACGAUCGCUUUGUCGAUUUUGAUCAUCCUGGAUUUUGCUUGUUCUCCCUCUUAUUCUUCUUCGCCGUUCUGUUGCUAUGCGAACUGGAAAAGCGAAACGACUACGGUCCGAUUCAUACCAUCCGUUACGCCUAAUUCGUGUGCUUUUUUUUUUCAGUUUCUUUGGAAAGGUGUAAUCCAGGGAAAAAAAAGCACAACUGGUGUGCUAUAUCAUUCACUGCUUUAUGGAUGUUCACGUUAUCCUUUUUUUUAAUAAAGAACCUUCAUUAUA
Messenger RNA from Chara braunii, 3230 nucleotides. NCBI's taxonomy places the organism in Eukaryota, Viridiplantae, Streptophyta, Charophyceae, Charales, Characeae. The record is from the annotation of a GenBank genome assembly.